AAUCAGAAACAAUGGGUGACUGGAGUUUUCUGGGAAGACUAUUAGAAAAUGCACAAGAACACUCCACUGUCAUUGGAAAAGUCUGGUUGACCGUAUUAUUUAUCUUCCGGAUCUUGGUUCUAGGAGCCGCAGCAGAAGAGGUCUGGGGAGACGAGCAGUCUGACUUUACUUGUAACACCCAGCAGCCCGGUUGUGAGAAUGUCUGCUAUGACAAAGCCUUCCCCAUUUCUCAUAUUAGGUUCUGGGUGCUCCAGAUUAUUUUUGUGUCCACUCCCACUCUCAUCUACCUGGGCCAUGUCCUGCACAUUGUGCGGAUGGAAGAAAAGAAAAAAGAGAAAGAGGAAGAGCUGAAGAAGUGCAUUAAAGGUAAUAAUGAGAAAGAACUUCUCCUCAAAAAGGGUGCUGAGAAGAAAGAAAAACCCCCUAUAAGAGAUGAGAGGGGAAAAAUUAGAAUAGGAGGUGCCCUCCUCCGCACUUACGUCUUCAACAUUAUCUUCAAGACUCUGUUUGAGAUUGGCUUUAUCGUAGGACAGUAUUUCCUGUAUGGUUUUGAGCUAAAGCCCCUUUACCGUUGCAACCGUUGGCCUUGCCCCAACACUGUGGACUGUUUCAUUUCCAGGCCAACUGAAAAGACCAUUUUUAUCAUAUUUAUGCUUGUAGUGGCUUGCGUGUCUCUUUUGCUGAAUAUGUUAGAGAUCUAUCACUUGGGAUGGAAGAAACUCAAGCAGGGCAUGACUAACCAGUAUAUCCCCGAUCCCUCUUGCAAUAAAGCAGAUCCUCCCAGUAUGCUCUCGCGAACUGCCCUUCCAAGCAUGGCUUUCCCACCAUAUUAUACUGAUGCAGCUGCAGCCCCAACCAUGCACCAUGUAUAUGCUAGGUCCCCCCUCUCUGAUUUUAAAAUGUCAUCACUUGCAGAAGAACCUCUCGAUGAAUCCUACUUCAGUGGCCGCCUUGAACAACAUACGUUAGCCACUGAGCAGAACUGGGACAACCUGGCAGUAGAGCGGGAAAGGAAGCCUGGAUCAAGCAGUGCUAGUGCUUGCAGUGCAACUACUUCUGCUCCAAGCAGCGUAAGAAACGAGGAAGGGAGCGAGGAGGUUGUGGGACCAGUGGUUUCAGGAAGCGGAAGCAACACUGAAGCAGAUGGGGACAACAAACCAGCCACUACCACCGUAGAGAUGCACCAGCCUCCUGUGUCGAUAGACACGAGAAGGCUCAGCAGGGCUAGCAAGUCCAGCAGUAGCAGAGCUAGGUCAGAUGACUUAGCCGUGUAGCAGUGGAGCUAGCAUCAAACAGAGAACCAGAGACAUCAGCGGAGGUAUUCGCUGUACAUACAAAAAUGAAGAAAUGCUGAAAAAAAAUAAACAUAUUCUGUUAACCCAUUGAGUGCUAGGGUGCCUGUUUUAGUCACCCUUGGCACUGAAUGGAUUUUGACAAGUCAUUACAAUGUAACAUACAGUAUGCAUCUAAGUAAAAGAGAGAGAUUAAUAAAGUGGCAAAGAAACCUAUUAAGCUUGUUAUCCCAAAUUCCAAGCUUGCUGUUAUUGCACACUGUGAGUUGUAGAUAGCACUUCGUCAAUUUUGAGUUAGACACUAGAAAUUUUAGUUGUAACUUAUACUUUGUCCUUCUAAACUGCAACAAAACCAUUAUUGAAGUGAAAUAUAAAUACUCAGUGUUUUUUGCACACAAAUGCUUUCAUGAUGCUAAGAAGUGAACGAGGACAGCUGAUGACUAAACACUGAGAUGGGUAUGUACUAAAAGUGCAACAUGUAAUGUGCUGUACAGAAAGAAUAAAAUAUGCCGUCAAUACAUUCUUAAGCUAUGCUAAAGAAAUUGAAGACACAACACUAGUGCACUAUUAUCUGUAAACACUACUGACUAAAAAGGUGAAUAAUAUAAAUUUAUAAUAAUAAAAAGUAGGCCCAUCAAGAAUAUAUACAUAACAGUACAUACAGUGCUCUGUAAACAUGCUAUAGAAAUACCAUCAUGAAUUAAUGCCCAUGUUAUGUUAAUGAAACAGUGCACUGGCCCAUUUAUUUGUUAACAAUGUACAUAUCUCAGAUGGCCAUGUGAGUGUGAAUGAAUAUAUAUAUAAAUAUAUAUAUAU
Messenger RNA from Pseudophryne corroboree (corroboree frog), 2108 nucleotides. RefSeq names its product gap junction protein alpha 3 (gene GJA3). Gene Ontology annotation, biological process: cell-cell signaling; visual perception. Gene Ontology annotation, molecular function: gap junction channel activity. NCBI's taxonomy places the organism in Eukaryota, Metazoa, Chordata, Amphibia, Anura, Myobatrachidae. Bases 12 to 1274 code for a protein of 420 amino acids. The record is from RefSeq and is a predicted model, not a curated record. Gene Ontology annotation, cellular component: connexin complex; gap junction. The transcript has a single exon.